Bactrocera oleae (olive fruit fly) is the source of this 2878-nucleotide messenger RNA. RefSeq names its product Troponin C at 41C (gene TpnC41C). NCBI's taxonomy places the organism in Eukaryota, Metazoa, Arthropoda, Insecta, Diptera, Tephritidae. The record is from RefSeq and is a predicted model, not a curated record. Gene Ontology annotation, molecular function: calcium ion binding. Gene Ontology annotation, cellular component: myosin II complex.
GUUGUCCUAUUGCAACUGCUAAUGUGCCGUUUACCGCGUUUUGGUCUGCUCAGUCGCAAUCGUUGUCGUCGUCGUCGUGGUCGUGGUCGUGGUGUCGUCCUCACACAUUUCGCUCCCAGCCGCCAACCGCCAGCCUUUAGCCUGGCCCAUGCCGGGCGAGGUUGUGCGACAUUAGGCUGGGCCAAGCGGUCAUUAGUCGCAAAUUAUUAACAUUAUUAUGUAUUGCAUCUUCCAACGCAACGGCAGGAGGCGGUGUAUUUUUGGCGUUCAGGUGUUAGCGCGUUGGCGGCAGCAACCACUAUGUACUACCACCACUAACUGCUGCACUAUAAAGCAGCUAUAUAAUAAUUUUGAAAAAAAAACAGCUACUACAACAACAACUUCAAUCGCUCUUCUGCUGCUGCUUGGUGUGUCUUCCACACCAACAACAUCAAUUUGCAUAGCAUUUAGCGAUUUAGCGUUUAGUUGGUUCCAAAGAAAGCGCCGCAAAUAACACCUAACCACAAACGCCCCACGAUCGGAGCGCCACAUUGCCAAACGUACGCGCAUUCAACGCAAACACGCUCCGCGCCACAAUACUACUUGUACAAGUUUGCAAUCACAAUUUAUUGCAUUGUCCUUAGCGAGUUGUCACUGUCGUAGCCGCUGUUGUGUGUCUUGUCGUGCCGUGUCGUGUUCCCACGUCUUGUGUCGUCUCGUGUGGUCCUUAUUUGUGAAUUUAUCUUCAAUUUCACACGCUUGUUUUUUAUUUAAUUGAGAAGGCAGCAACAUGAGUGACGAACUCUCCAAAGACCAGAUCGAGCUCUUGCGAAAUGCGUUCAACGCAUUCGAUGCCGAAAAGAAUGGCUACAUCAACACCACCAUGGUGGGCACCAUUCUAAGCAUGUUGGGCCAUCAAUUGGACGAUGCUAUGUUGGCUGAAAUUAUCGCCGAAGUCGAUGAGGAUGGUUCGGGACAAAUUGAGUUCGAAGAAUUCACCACAUUGGCGGCGCGUUUCCUCGUUGAGGAGGACGCCGAAGCGAUGCAAGCCGAACUAAAAGAGGCAUUCCGUUUGUACGAUAAGGAGGGUAACGGUUACAUCACCACCGGUGUGCUGCGCGAAAUUCUCCGUGAAUUGGAUGAUAAAUUGACCAAUGACGAUUUGGACAUGAUGAUUGAGGAAAUCGAUUCUGAUGGCUCAGGAACGGUUGAUUUCGAUGAAUUCAUGGAGGUCAUGACCGGCGAGUAAGCGGUAAAUACUACGCAGACGCUGUACCAUUUAGGUAUAUGGUCGCAAAUCUUUACCUACAGAAUAUGUAGUAUUUUACAAAAACAAAAAUGCCAACUACUUGUACAAUGGAACAACACAUUGACACACAAACACACUCUCGUCAACAUAAUUAUUUUGUUAUAAUUUUUGUUAAAAUAUUCAAAAUAUAUAUAUAUAUUUAAAUCAACAAAAGAAAAGCAAUCAUUUAAAAUCAAGUCCAUUUAAGUUAUUGUUUAAUAAAACAAGUACAUAUAUAUACAAUACAACUAAACUGUUUCGUCCUUAUAUUAUAGAAAAAUUGUUAAUUAUAUUAAAGUUUUCGUCCAAACAAUCAAACCAACUUUGUAUGUACACAUUGCAUACUAAGUCGAGGGCUUGUGAUUCAACACCCAAUUUUCACAUAAGUCAUGUACAUGAAUAAAAGUAACAUGCAUGCAUUAUAAAUACAAACAUUUUUAUUGUUUUUGUUUUACAAUUUAAUCGUUUUCGUUAAUGAAAAUAAAAUUAUUAAAAAUAGUUAAUCAACUGCGUAGUCGCAUUGUCUGCGCACAAUUGCUUACUGUGUUGUGCGCCAUGCGAUGUAUAACUCUGACGCGGGUUAACAAGUUUAUAAACAGUUAUUGUUAAAUAAAUAAAUUUAUAAAAUUAUAUAUAUUAAUCAAAUUAAAGUUAAAUUAAAUAUAAAUUUAAUUUUUACGCAAUGCUCGUCGUAAUUGAACCAAACAAGAAAGAAAGUCUAUUAAGCUUAAACUAAGUUUUACAACAACGCGUAUAUAUAUUUACGUAUAUGCAUUUUAAUACAUACUUCUACAUUUAUGUAAACAAAAAAAUUGUUCAUUCAAAAAAGUUGCAAAAUUAUUGUUAAAUAAUUUGUUUUUCUGUUUAAUUGUUAUUGUUGUUAUAUAAAAGAAAAUAUUAGCCAUUGUUCAAUUGUUCGUGAAAUUUUAUUAUUAUUAUUAUUAUUAUUAUUAUUAUUAUUACAUUUACUAUUAUAUUAUGCAAUAUGUAUGUAUAUGCCAAUACACUUAGAGGAAAUAUAUACAUAUGAAUGAAGUAAAUACUCAUGUAAAAACACAUUUACUACAAAACAUACACUUAAAUCGCAAGGAUAUGCCGUUAUUGAUACAAAAGUUUCCUAUAAAACACUUUUUUUUUUAUUAAUUUAAGCUUUAAACUACACGUCAUUUAAUGAAAACAUACUUGACUUCAAAAAUUUCAAAUAAAACCACAAUAAAAGCAAAUUUACAAAAAUUAAAUCGAAAAAAAAGUAAAACAAUUUCAAUUACCUCGAAUUACAACAACAAGGCAACAAACAACAAUUGUUUUAUAAACAAAUAAAAGCUGUAAACAAAAUAAGCGCAGCUUAUAAAUGAAACAACAAAACCAAUGAACCAUGAAUGUCAACAACAACAACAACGAAUUUUAGAAACAUAAAAACAAAGUUAAAAAACUAAAUUCAAAUUUACACAAGUGAAAAGAUAAAAAAACAUUUCACAAAAAAAUAAUGAAAAUUGUACAAUAUGUAUUCACUGGCUGUUUUGGGAAUUCAGUUUAUUUCGAACUCAAAAGAAUGGUUACAAAAAUUAAGUAAAUAAAUGCGAUUUUAAAUAAAAUCUGGUAAAACUAAAA